This is a messenger RNA of Momordica charantia (bitter melon), 1127 nucleotides long. Its product is annotated as alpha/beta-Hydrolases superfamily protein. Lineage: Eukaryota; Viridiplantae; Streptophyta; Magnoliopsida; Cucurbitales; Cucurbitaceae. Gene Ontology annotation, molecular function: hydrolase activity. The record is from RefSeq and is a predicted model, not a curated record.
GCUAAGCGUUUGACUUUGCACACUUCACAGAGGAUCCUCUCUCUCUCAUAUUAAAAAAGAGUCACAUCGUUGAGCGUUGAGAAAUGCUAGCGUCGAUUUUACGCUCCUCCUCCUCAUCUGGAUCGCUUCUCAAAACUUCUACAGCAACCUUCUCCACGUUUCACAAGCUUACCUCCUCAAUUUCUCGAUUCUCGGUCCGCUCCAUGGCCGCUUCUGCCUCCUCCCCUUUCAAGAAAAUCCAAAUUCAGAGGGGCGACACUGAAUUUGAUGCUUAUGUUGUGGGGAAAGAUGGUGCCCCUGGAAUUGUUGUGCUCCAAGAAUGGUGGGGAGUGGAUUAUGAAAUAAAGAAUCAUGCUGUAAAGAUAUCUGAGCUCGGUACUGGUUUCAGGGCACUUAUUCCAGAUUUGUAUCGAGGAAAGGUUGGAUUAGAUGCCGCUGAAGCACAACAUCUGAUGGACGGUCUCGACUGGCAAGGUGCUGUGAAGGAUAUACAGGCUUCUGUCAACUGGCUCAAGGCUAAUGGCUCAAAGAAGGUCGGUGUAACUGGGUACUGUAUGGGGGGUGCUCUUUCUAUUGCAAGUUCUGUUUUGAUCCCUGAUGUAGAUGCUGUUGUUUCGUUCUAUGGAGUUCCUUCACCAGAGCUUGCAGAUCCUGCCCAGGCCAAGGCACCUGUUCAGGCUCAUUUUGGAGAGCUCGAUUCUUUUGUUGGCUUUUCCGACGUGACGGCUGCUAAGAAACUGGAGGAAAAGCUGAAAGAAUCAGGAAUUCCAUAUGAGGUGCAUAUAUAUAAAGGAAGUGGACAUGCUUUCAUGAACCGAUCCGAAGAAGGUGUGAAGAGGAGGAAGAACAUGGGAAUGAACGACGAGGACGACAAUGCAGUUGAAUUGGCGUGGUCUCGGUUCCAAUCCUGGAUGUCAAAAUACUUGUCAGCUUGAACUGGCAUGUGUUCCAUUCCAUUCCCCCCUUUGUCCUAAUUUUGGCUUCCUAGUUUGUAGCUAAACAUGUUUGGUUGUGUAUGUGUUGCUUUCUCUGAAGUAUGCUUGUUGGAAAGUAUAUGAAUAUUAUGAUGGUAUGUAUGUUUGAAAUAUGAACCCCUAUCAUCAAUUUCCCUCUCCUUUGUUUCUAAA